AUGGAAAUAAAGCGCCCUCUCGGCUCCCACGCGUGUCUGCGCCGCAGGAAGCGCUGCCUGGUUACGGGGCGGGGGGGGCGGCGGGGCCGCACGUGCCGGCGGAGGAAUGCGGCGGGGCCGGCCCGGGGCGGGGCGGGGAGCGGCGGCUCGGCCAUGGGGCGCCUGGUGCUGCUGCUGCUGCUCCUGCUGCCGCCGCUGCCCGGGGCCACCUGGGGUGAGGCGGCGGGGAGGGAUGGCGGUGGACGGGCGGGGCCUCGCUCAUCCCCGUCUCUUUGCUUGCAGGAGUGUCGGGCCACCGCCUCCCGCUGGCUGAGCCGCCCCCGGUGCCGCCGCCCGCCCCACCCGGUGUCGCCGCUGGAGCCGCCCGCGCUGUCGCUGGUCCCGGCGCGGCUGUGCCCGCCCUCUCAGCGCUGCCAGCCCUGCCUGCGGGUGCACCUGGCCCUCCCGGCCGCAGGGCUCGACGGGGUCCGUGGGCUGCAGCUCAACUUCUUGGAGCUGGGCACCAACCGGGCCGGCUGGCUGCAGGUGUGGCGGCGUCACCGGGUGCCGGGUGGCUCGCCGUGGCAGGUGCAGUUCGACUGCUUCCCGGUGGAGAGUGGGCAGAAGGUCCUCGUCUCUGUCCGCACCAUCCCUGACCGGGGCUUGGCCAUCAGCCGCAGCCACUUGGUCACUGCCGAGCAGCCCGGACCCGUCUUCACCCACACCUGGGUCCCCGAGACACGAGCUAUUGAGGUGUGGGUGCCCGAGGGUCCUGCCCUGCUGGUGCGGCUGUGCCACCAGCUCGCCCUGGAGUGCGAGGAGCUGCCUCCUCCCUUCCACCAGCAGGUGCUGGUGCCAGGGGGCCACCGUGUCUCGCUGCCAUAUGAGUUCCUGGUGCCCUGCCUAUGCAUUGAGGCCUCCCAUCCCCAGCACGACAGCCUGCGCAGCAAGCGCUGCCCAUUCCGUGACCAGCCGGCCACCUAUGGCCCUGAGCUGUGGUCCUCAGUGCGCUUCCACGACUACAGUGCCAGCAGCAAGGACCAGAUGGCAAUGGUGCUGAGCGCCAGCUGCCCCCUGCACCCCCGGGCCACCCUGUGCUGGAGGGAGACAGCAACUGAGACUUUGCCCUGCCAUGACAUCGUCAACUCCACAGCCAGCGAAGAGGAGCAGGUGUACACGCUGGACAAGGUGGAUGUGCACCCCCAGCUCUGCUUUCGGUUCUCCUAUGGGAACAGCAGCCAUGUGGAGUGUCCCCACCGGCCAGAGACCACCUGGAAUGUCUCAGUGAGUGUAUGGGGGCUGCAGCUGCACCUGCGCCUCAUCUCCAGUGUCCCCGCGGCCUUCAGCGCAGCCCUCUGCCAGCGCCGGGGUGGGCAGUGUGAGCCCGAGGCCCCGCUCUACACCGUCACACAGACAGAGGGCUCCGCGCCGGGGGAGCUGGCGCUGCUGCUGCCGAUGCAGGCACUGGGCAGCUGUGUGCUGGUGUGGCGCUCAGACGUGCGCUUCGCCAGGAAGCAGCUGCUCUGCCCCGACGUCUCCCGCAGGCACUUUGGGCUGCUGGGGCUGGCGCUGGCGCUGGUGCUGGUGGUGACCGUGCUGCUCCUCAACUGCCGUGGCGCCUGGAAGCCAGCUGAUGGUGCUGCAGGUGGGCGCCCUGUGCUGCUGCUGUACUCACCAGACUCGGAGGAGCACCUGGGGCUCGUCUGCGCCCUGGCUGAGCGGCUGCGUGCGAGGCUGGGCUGCGACGUGCGCCUGGACCUGUGGGAAGCAGGUGGUGUGGGGCAGGCGGGCGUCGUGCCCUGGCUCUACGCCCAGCGGGGCCAUGUGGGCCGCCAGCACGGCACCGUCCUUCUCCUCUGGAGUCGGGGCAGCACUCGGCUCUUCCGCCGGUGGCGGCUGGGGGUGGCUGCUGGCGUUGCCAGGGAUGCCCACGACAUCUUUGGGGCUGCCAUGGCUUGCUUGCAUGGAGAGCUGGGCUCAGCGCGUCGUGGCGGUGGCUGGGUGCUGGCUUACUUCAGCCGGCUCUGCAGCCCCCGCGAUGUUCCCCGACCCCUUCGGCCCCUGCCCACAUACCGCCUGCCCCAGCAGCUGCCCGGGCUGCUGGGUGCCCUACGGGGCAGCCCCCCAGCUCCCCGCCGCUGCCGGGGCAGGACACGGGGACCCCUGCACCGGCUAUUGGAGAUGACGACCAGGGAGGGUCACCACCAGCCCCGGGCCCCCAGGGUGGCUGCUGGCACCUGAGGGCUUGUGCCAAGGCUGAGCCGAGCAUUGCUGUGGGGCUGGUGGGGCUGGGUGCAGCCCCCCAGUGGGGAGCCCCGUCACGGAGAUGUAGGGCUGGGCUGAGCGUGGCAACCAUGGCAGCAGAAGAGGUGCCCGCAAGGUGCCCUGGGCAGUGACUGUGUGUGCCAUGGGGCCCGAGCAGGGCUGGCCCUGGCCAGAAGACAUGCUGUGGGGCCAGAGGACAUGCUGUGGGGCCAGGGACAUGCUGUGGGGCCAGGGUGCGUGUCCAGCUGGGCUCCUGGGGUCAGGAGCAGAGGCGCUGCCCGGGCAGGGGCAGCUUUAUCUCCACACAGGGACCUGCUUCAGAGGAGAGCUGGGACCCCAGGGAAGCCACUUGGGAUGCAGCAGCCGGGUGAGGUGCUGGAGCAGCAGUGGAAGAAGCUGGGCAGUCAGGGGGGCUCCCUGUCCUGCCCAGAGCCUGGAGGGUUAUGGGGGCUGGGUGCUGGGCACAGCCUCGCUGCGCCCACGCUGUCAGCGGGACCUUGUCCGUGGUGGGAGCAAU
Messenger RNA from Cuculus canorus (common cuckoo), 2761 nucleotides. It is a transcript of the gene IL17RE, whose product is annotated as interleukin 17 receptor E. The transcript has 16 exons. The record is from RefSeq and is a predicted model, not a curated record. Bases 1 to 2220 code for a protein of 739 amino acids. Gene Ontology annotation, molecular function: interleukin-17 receptor activity. Lineage: Eukaryota; Metazoa; Chordata; Aves; Cuculiformes; Cuculidae.